Messenger RNA from Etheostoma spectabile (orangethroat darter), 1145 nucleotides. RefSeq names its product phosphatidylethanolamine binding protein 1 (gene pebp1). Lineage: Eukaryota; Metazoa; Chordata; Actinopteri; Perciformes; Percidae. The coding region runs from base 13 to 657 and encodes 214 amino acids. The transcript is spliced from 4 exons. Gene Ontology annotation, biological process: negative regulation of MAPK cascade. The record is from RefSeq and is a predicted model, not a curated record.
UCCUAGUGGUACAUGAACACAGCAUCUUUGUGUUUACUGCAUGUAGAGGUACAGUACACAACGUCGGCAACCAGACUAGCGUCAAGUCUAAAAAUGCCCGUAGAUUUGAGCCAAUGGACCGGGCCUCUUGCACUGCCGGAGGUCGAGGAGAAGCCUGCACAGCCUCUGACUGUUGAAUACGAGUCUGUGGAAAUCGACGAACUUGGCAAAGUGCUCACACCAACACAGGUGCAGAAUCGACCCACUUGCUUGGAGUGGGAAGGAUGUGACUCCAGUAAAUUGUACACUCUGGCACUCACCGACCCUGACGCUCCCAGCAGGAAAAACCCAAAAUUCAGGGAGUGGCACCACUUUCUGGUUGUCAAUAUGAAAGGGAAUGAUGUGUCCUCUGGCUGCGUCUUAUCGGACUACGUGGGCUCUGGUCCUCCCAAGGGCACAGGUCUCCACAGGUAUGUGUGGCUGGUGUAUGAGCAGCCAGGCAGCCUGUCCUGCACCGAGCCCGUCCUUACAAACCGGUCUGGAGACUGCCGCGGCACAUUCAAGAUCCAGAGUUUCAGGCAGAAAUACAACCUGGGAGCCCCGGUGGCGGGAACCUGCUACCAGGCCGAGUGGGACGACUACGUCCCCAAACUGUACGAGCAGCUGGCCGGAAAAUAAAUGAAAGACCUAAUUUGAGUGUUCAGCACUAGGAAUUCCCACAGAGGCUGGUGCAAGAAACAAAAACCCCAACAAAAACAAAGCAUUUUUUUUGUCAGUGUUUCACUGAAGUUUUUCUUUUCAUAGUUCCUUUAAUUGAAAUGGAAUAGUAUUCCCUUCCACUAUGUUGCCUACCUGUGACAAAAAAUAACUGCUCCUCUCAAUGAUGUCAUCUGCAGUAAAUCUGGUUAACACUGAAAUAGUUGCAUUAUCCAUUGAAAUCAAGGCUUAAACUACUUUAUCUAAGUCCUGGUUAAUCGGACAUAUAUAACAACACAUCCUCAGUUUGUGUGAUGAGCACUUUAUUUACAAAUAUAAUUAAAAGCUCUGACAGAUUCAUGCUUUCUUUUAACCUGGAAAAAAAUUAAAGUGCAUGCAAUAAUAAAGCAUCAUACUGGUCUGGUUUAUAAGAAAAUACACAGCUUAGAAGUUGUGUAAAGCAAAAAAAA